Molecule: messenger RNA, 6639 nt
Organism: Cokeromyces recurvatus
Lineage: Eukaryota; Fungi; Mucoromycota; Mucoromycetes; Mucorales; Mucoraceae
Exons: 22
Coding region: 1-6639 (2212 amino acids)
Biological process (GO): positive regulation of transcription by RNA polymerase II; negative regulation of fatty acid biosynthetic process; double-strand break repair via homologous recombination
Cellular component (GO): BRCA1-A complex; BRCA1-BARD1 complex; plasma membrane
Molecular function (GO): ubiquitin-protein transferase activity
Source: RefSeq, a predicted model, not a curated record
AUGCCUGAAGACAUGUCUGCUCGUGAUAAGAAUUGGCAAUUUUUCCCGCAAACAAAUAAUAAUAAUAAUGAUAAACAAACAAAAGAUCCACGGUUAAAGCCUCAUGCUUUGAAAAAAAAUACAAUAAUAAAAAAGCAGAAAUUCGGAAGUUUCAUGGGAAAAAUACUUCUUCAAAGUAAUAAUAAAAAAUCAAGCUCUGAGAAAGGAGGAGUUGAACAGCAAAAAGCUUUAAAAGAAGAACCUUUUUCUGGACUUUUUCAGGUCAGGAAAAAUCGAAUUGAACAAUCUAAUACCUGUCGAUCAACGAAUAGCAAUGCUGUGGAAAUAAAGUUUAGCUUUAAAAAGGACUUGGCAAACUUUCCCCCCUCUGUUAAAAACUAUCGCAUUGUUAAUGGAAGGAAAACACGCUGGGAUAUUCAAGAUUCUCCUUCUACACAGCAACAACAUGCCGAUGAGAAAAACGAACAAGAAGAAGAUGAAAGCAGCCAUUCAUCUGAUGAGGAUACAAACUCUAUUAACACCUUACAAUCUGAUGACGAUGUAUUAGGUCCUUGGAUUGAACUUGGCAUGAUUGAUCCUAUUACUACUACUACUACUACUACUACCCUUGAUACAGCUUUAAAAAAAAAUUGGCCCGCUGAUGUCUGUCAAGAAUGCUUGUCACACAAUCAAAGCCGAGGACCAUUUGAGUCCAUCAAUUUAUGCGCUCAAUGUAAAGUUGAAUGGAAUUUUCUUUUUCGAGACUUGGAAAAUAAAAUGAAAGGUUUUUCGUCAUUGUCAUUGGAUAAUAAUAAUAAAAAAAGAGUUGAGAAAUUUUCAUCGAAAUCUACUACUACUACUACUAUAAAGAAAUCUACUAUUAUUAGUAAGCCUAAUAAUAAUAAUAAUAAUCAAGCUACUCAUACCAACAGACAAAAAGCGAUCAUUCCGCCUACUAAAUCAAAUCAUUUUCAAAAAGCAAAUAAAAAAAUAAUGGCAUCCAAAAAGAAUCAAGAUUUAUUGCUAAAGAAAAAACCUACAAGUGAUCACAUCACAACAGGAGCAUUUUUGACACGAAAGACGGCUUUAACAUUAGCGGAUCCAGAAAAUGGUUUUUAUCCUAAUCCAUACGGCUUUCUACAUCACCAGCAUGUUGAAGUUUUGAAUAUGAAUGGGCUUUGGUAUCUUGGAAGGCUUGAGAUGAUGGAUAAGGGUAAAGUUAAAGUAAAAUAUCUUGAUUGGGACGAUCAAGAAGAAUGGAUAAUUAUGGGUAGCCGACGUUUAAGAAUAGCAGAAGAUCAAUCUAUUAUAGCACGUGAAAGUCAAAAUAAGAUGUCCAGUUCGGAAGAUAUAAUUGAUAUUGUUAAUGUAGAUAAAAAAGAUAAUAUUACAUCGCCUUUAAAUAAUAAAAAGGAAUUAUUAAAUAAUUCUACACCAGUUUCAGUAAAUAAAAAGAAGCUAGAUGAUGAUUAUAUAUCUCAAACUUUAGAUAAAGAUCCUAUGCAUAUCUUUAAUAAUAAUGAGGUAUUUAUGACUCGAAAAAUGGCUCGUGAAUUAACAGAUCAAUUUGGAUUCAAACCAAAUCUAUUUGGAUAUCGUCGUAACCGUCCUGUAAUGAUUACUUCUUUUAGUGGCUCUACAAAGAAGAAAAAAGAAGAACAUUUGGGUUUUUUAAGAGAAAUGAGCCAAGACCAAGUGCGAGUUUGGUACCCAGACCUUCAUCUUUCUGAAUGGCUUCCUAUUGGCACUCGUCGAAUAAGAGUCAUGACGGAAGAAGAAGAAGAAGAAGAAAAGGAGAAGGCUUCCUUAAUCAAUAAGGUCGAUUUGGAUAUUGAAGAAACAGCUCCUUCGUCUCAAACAGUUAUAACUUCUUUAGCAGAGGAAACUCGUACGAAGGAUGAUGAGAAUACUGUAGUACAAAAAUCAGAUACAAGUAAUGAAACUAGCGACACACCUAUUUCAGUAGUAAAAAGAGGCAGAGGGAGACCAAGAAAAAAGUCAUCCACAAUAGAUACAGGAAUAAAUCAUUCUAUUAUAAAGCCAACAAAAUCUCAAAGGAAAAAUAAAACAGAGGUAUCGACUAAAAAAAAUCUGAGUGUAAUUUCGUCCAUAGAAACAGAUACUAGUAAAUUUCCUUCAACGCUAUCAAAUAACAAUAGUAUCUCUUCUUCAUUUACUACUGCCUCAACUGAACAACAGGAUAAAAAUUCCUCUUCUUCAGUUCAUGAAUUCUUGACUACAGGAGCAUUUGCAACAAGACAUACUAUGCGACAACUUCGGGAUGAAAACGGAUUUAUUCCUAAUCCAUAUGGUUACAAAUAUAAAUUGGCAGUUGAAGUCCUCAAUACACGGUCAGGGAAAGCUAAGUUUUGGGAACAUGGAACAUUAAUAGAGAUGCGGCCCGGCCAAGUUAAAGUACAUUAUGAUGGGUGGGCCGAUAUUUAUGACGAAUGGAUUAAAGUGGGUAGUCGCAGAAUUCGCAUCGCAUCACAAGAAGAAAAUAGUAUAUCAGAUAUAGCAAACUCGAAUACUGCUGAUAUAGGGAAUACAGAUCUCUUAAUAGCAGAGCAAAAUCCAGAGUUAGUAGAGGAAGUCAGGAAAAAUCGAAAGCAUCAGAUCAUUCGUCCUGAAGAUUAUCAAAAAUUAGGUUUACUUGUCAGCUUAGAUGAAUUGGCUGAAAAGGAAACAAAAAAAAGGAAAAAACGACAGGAGAAAAUGAAAGUCCAACAACAAAAACGAAAAAUAUCAGAUUAUCAACAUAGUGAUAGCAAUGGUAGUAGUGGGAAAGAAGGAUCGGAUAGUGAUCAUCAGUAUACUCCAGUUAGUAAACAAAGGACCAAAAAAAUUCGUACAACAAAAAAGAAAAAGAAACAUCAAACAUCAGCUUAUUCUAACCAUCAUAGUUGCAAGCAUCAUGCCUCAACAGAGACUGAAAAGAUAGAUACCAUUUUAACAGAAACAGAUGGAGCACAGCAAAAAAUAAUCUCCCUUCGACUCGCUCAAGCUAAGGCCUCUGGAAGUAGUCAGUUUGUGGCAAAUGUUUAUGGUUAUGAUUAUAUGCAGCAUGUUACUGUACUUCAUUUUGAUAAAAAAGUAUAUGAGGGAAGACUUGUAAGUAUUAAUAAGAAUAAAGUAAGAGUGCAUUAUUGUGGCUGGCUUGAUGCCUUUGAUGAAUAUAUCACGCUUGGUAGUAGAAGAAUACAGCCUAUUGAAAACGAUCAUGAAGUUGUAUGUCUUGAGCCUGGUUAUAAAGAAAGAUACGAAAGUAAUAACAGUAUAUUGACGGAGAAUAUAGCAACCACUGUUGAUCCAUGUUGUUGUCAUAAGGAUCAGAAACCACAUACUAUUAAUCGAUUUAGUAGAAAAAGGCUAACAUUAGAUGACGCGAAACUUAAUGAAACUUCAGAUAAUGAUAGUGUAGAAUAUCAUAAAGAUAUGAUAAAUGCUGAUGAUGAAGAAGUUAUUGAAACUGAGAAUUGGAAAGUUUAUUGUAACCAAUGCAACAUAGUUAUUAAGCAGUUUAGGUAUUAUUGUACUUAUUGUGAAACACCAUCUCUUGGAUAUGACUAUCAAAGCUUUGAACUUUGUCUUAGGUGUUUUGAUCAAAAUUUUCCUUUUUGGCAUGAACAUCCUAGAUCCAGUUUUGCAAUUCAAGCUGUCAUUGACGCAGAGAUAGGGCCUAGACCAAUUAAGGGAGAACUUGUGACAAUUUGGGAAGAAGAUAUUUUAGAUGAAACACCAUUAGAGGCAUUGCCAGAUACAAAUGAGCCAUUAAUAAAAGAUGUAAACGUGAUCAAUGACUCGUCAUCUCAGGGAUUUGUUACUGCAAAUACUAUCCAGGAAACUAAUUCGAAACAUCGUACUGAAGAAGAAUCAAUUGAUGCAAGCAAGGUUUUUACCGGAGAUGCUCCUAUAACAACAGAUCAAGGAUAUAAAUAUCUUAAAAAAUGGAGACGUAGAAAAGUAUGUGCAUUUUGUAAUGAUGAUGAUGAUACUUCUGAAGAGCUUGGUUCAUUUAUAGGUCCUUUUAUUAUUGCAACAUUUAAUAAAAACGGUAUUGAGAAGAAAAGAUCAUUUUGGGCUCAUGAUGCGUGUGCUCGAUAUUCACCUGAGGUAUUCUGUACUCCUGAAGGUAAAUGGUAUAAUGUUACUUUAGCUUUGCGUAGAGGUAGAGGCAUGAGAUGCCAUAAUUGUAAAGAAAAAGGUGCAACUAUAGGGUGCUUCGAAUCAAAAUGUUCGAGAAGCUUUCAUUUACCAUGCACUCAGAAACCUGUUAGCUAUUUUAAAAACGGUGUUAUUUUUUGGUGUGGCAUUCAUGAAGCUUAUUACAAUAAAAUAGAUACAUAUGUUAAUAUUUUCAAUUGUGAUGGCUGUAAUAAAGAACUUGCUGAUGAAUCUUGGUUUACAUGUGUUCCAUGUUCGCAAAGCUAUUUUUCUUCGUUUGAUCUUUGCAUGGAGUGCUUUGAAAAUUUUCCUAAAGAUCAUCCCCAUAAUGAAGACGAAUUUGAAGAAACAUCGUUUGCCAUUAUAAAAGAAAUGGAGGCGCAAAAAGCUACAGAAAUUGCACGUGAAAAAGAAGAACGCCGAUUAGCAAAUGCUAAGAAAAGAAAGAGACCUCUUUUUCCAAAACGGCGACGCAAAUUAGCAAAUGGUUCUUUACCUGUAUCUUGUUGCUAUUGUGGAACAUAUGAUGCAGAUAGUUGGCGAAAGGGUUAUGAUGGAGGUGUCAUUAUGUGCAAUAAAUGCUUUGAGUUAGCCCUAUUAAUUGAUAACGAUGGUGAGCCUCUUCCAGAAGACAUGCCUCUUGUUAUUGAAAAUGAUAACAAUGAAACUCAAAUAAUGCAACAACAUCGAUUACAAAAUCGAUAUGUUUCUUCUAUUGAAGACUAUUCGCAUAAACCAUAUCUGACUCGUGAUACAUUAUCAUUAACUAAAUUUAACGAGUCACCUACUAGUAUGCGAUUAGCUUCAUACGAGCCGCAACCAAACCAGCUAUUUUCUCUCGUCUUUGAUUCAACAUAUUUUGAUAUCCCUGGAAGGGCCCCUCGUUGGGCUUCACAUUCAGGCACUGAUUAUCAUGGUACAUGGUUACCGCAAACUGUUCGUAGGGCUAUUCUGAAGUAUACAGCUAAAGAUGAGAGAAUAUUAUCUAAUUUUUUGGGAAGAGGUACUGACGCUAUUGAAUGCUUUUUGUUACAAAGAAAGUGUUGUGGUGUUGAUAUCAAUCCUUCAGCCAUAACGUUAUCUCAACGUAAUUGUUGCUUUGAAGUACCUCCUGGGUUAACAAGUGCUGAAUACCGCCCAAUCAUUGCUCAAGCAGACUCACGACAUUUAUCUGGUGCUCUAUUCACUGAUGAAUCUUACCAUCAUAUUCUUUCUCAUCCACCAUAUAAAGACUGUGUAGCUUAUUCAACUCAUUUAGAUGGUGACCUUUCGAGAUUCACAAAUAUUGAAGAAUUUAAAUUAGAGUAUAUAAAAGUAGUGAAAGAAAGCUGGAGGUUAUUAAAGAUGAGUAGAAGAUUAACUUUAGGAAUUGGUGAUAACAGAGAACAUUGUUUUUAUAUACCAGUUAGCUUCCAUCUUAUACGCUUGUAUAUUGAUCAUGGAUUUGAAUUGGAGGAAUUGAUUAUUAAAAGACAACGAUAUUGCUCAGCAUUCGGUUUAGGAACAUACUUAUGUGUCCAGUUUGACUUUUUAGUGUUCACACAUGAGUUUAUAGCAACUUUUAAGAAAAUCCCAAUGGAAAACAUUAACCGCAUGUUGAUUGAGGAUAAUUUAGACAAUGAUACUAGCGAAAUAAUCGAAGUCAGACGUACUUUACGUGGAGUUCCUUCUUCUGCCAUCAUGAGGAAGAGCAGAGUGAUGGGAACAGUAUGGAUAUUUAAACCAACAACUAAUUAUAGUUUUUCCCAAUUAUGUGUCUCACGAAUGGUAGAAAGGUUUGGUAAAGAUGAUGGCAAUUGGGAAUAUAUUGAACUAAAAUUAAAGAAGCAGCAAAUGCACUCUGCCAUUUUAAAAACAGCAAAUACUCAAACAGGGGAUUUAAUAGAUAAUGGAGUCAUCAAAGUGUUGAAGAAAAAUGGAACAGCGGAGACUGAAGAAAAGGUUACAUUAUCAGAAUACGAGCAAGAACGUUUAAAAAGAAUACAAGAAAACAACAAAACACUACUUAAAUUGGGAUUAAUAUCUGAGCUUAGUGAAGAAUCUGAAGAUGUUAUACAUUGCGAUACAAUGAUGAAUAAAGCUCCAUAUAAUGGAGGUGAUCUGGUAUUAAUGGUGACAGGUCAUAUAGAACCUAUUCUACCGGGCCAAAUCAAUUGUUACAGAAAAUCUAUAGUUUCACUUGCUAACGAAGCUAUUGAUAAACUAGCCACUAAAGGCAUGUUAAUCAUAGGCACUCAGGAUAUUCGUGAUCCUAUUACAGGAAAGUUAUGGCCACUAACGAUGCUUGUUCUAGAGGAUAUCGAAAGGGCAUUAGGUUGUAAUGUUAUAAAAUUGAAGGAAAUGGUUGUUACAGUACCAGAUGGUUAUUCAAAAGAUAGAAAAACUGAGUACGAGCCUGUACAGGAACAAGAAGAAGACUUUAUAGAUAUUGAAACCAUUGAACAUGAUCAUUUACCUAUUGUGCAUGCUAUUUAUCUUGUUUUCCAAAAAUUAUAA